Messenger RNA from Kluyveromyces lactis, 2679 nucleotides. RefSeq names its product MCM DNA helicase complex subunit MCM4 (gene MCM4). Gene Ontology annotation, biological process: double-strand break repair via break-induced replication; DNA replication; DNA strand elongation involved in DNA replication. NCBI's taxonomy places the organism in Eukaryota, Fungi, Ascomycota, Saccharomycetes, Saccharomycetales, Saccharomycetaceae. Bases 1 to 2679 code for a protein of 892 amino acids. The record is from RefSeq and is a predicted model, not a curated record. The transcript has a single exon. Gene Ontology annotation, molecular function: single-stranded DNA binding; ATP binding; single-stranded DNA helicase activity. Gene Ontology annotation, cellular component: MCM complex; nucleus.
AUGUCCUCACCUCCAGCUCAACAACCAAGUUCACCAAAUUUGUUUUAUGAUCCUAGCUCUUCUCCAGCUCCUCAUGGUACACAGGAUUCCCAGGCAUCUCAAGACCGAGGCGUAGGCUCUUCUCCGUUUCACUAUCCUUCGUCUUCGUCAAAUGCCACGCAAGAGACGGCUCGCGCCGCUCCUAGUAGCAGUGGUUUAAGAUCUAACAAUUUGAGAUCUGAUCUAUUGAACUAUUCAUCCUCUCUAUCCUCAAGUGCAAGAGAGGGAAGACACUCUAGAUCUAGAAGAGGCGAAAUUAAUGCAUCUGACUUAUCAUCUCCCAGAAGAAUUGUCACUUUCAAUAACCUUUCCUCAUCGGAUAAUGGAUUUUCAUCAUCAUCGAGACCUGCAUCUGAAGCUGCUGAUCAACCUUUGAAGAUCAUCUGGGGUACCAAUGUUUCGAUCCAAGAGUGUGGUAACAGUUUCAGAGAAUUUUUGAUGUCUUUCAAGUUGAAAUAUAGAAAGGAGCUAGAUGAUCAGGAGAUUUUCAUCAACGAAACAACAGACCAAGAGCUGUAUUAUGUGAAUCAAUUGAAUCAAAUGAGACAACUCGGUACUUCAAACUUGAACCUUGAUAUCAGAAAUUUACUGGCUUAUAAACAUACUGAAAAGUUGUUUCAUCAGAUUCUCUAUUACCCUCAAGAAAUUAUAGCUAUUAUGGAUCAAACUGUUAAAGAUUGUAUGGUAUCCUUAGCACUUGAUAAUGGGUUAGAGAGUUACUUGAAUGAAAUUGAAUCGAAGUUGUUCAAAGUGAGACCAUAUAAUGUGGAAACCAAAAAGGGUAUGAGAGAGCUUAAUCCUAAUGAUAUUGAUAAAUUGGUGAGUAUCAAAGGUUUAGUUCUAAGAUCCACACCUAUUAUCCCAGAUAUGAGUGUUGCAUUUUUCAAAUGUAACGUAUGCAAUCAUACUGUAGAAGUUGAGAUCGAUCGUGGUAUUAUUCAAGAACCAGUGAGAUGUCCCAGAGUGGUCUGUAAUAGCCCAAACUCCAUGGUUUUAGUUCACAAUAGGUGCACUUUCCAAGACAGACAAGUGAUAAAGUUACAAGAAACGCCUGAUCUAGUCCCUGAUGGACAAACUCCACACUCUGUUUCCCUAUGUGUAUAUGAUGAGCUGGUUGAUUCGUGUCGUGCUGGUGAUAGAAUUGAGGUUUCAGGUAUCUUUAGAUCUAUUCCAAUCAGGUCGAAUCCAAAGCAAAGAGCCCUCAAAUCUCUAUACAAGACAUACAUCGAUGUGGUUCAUAUCCAAAAGGUGGCUAAAGAUAGAGUCGGUGUGGACACUUCUACUGUUGAACAACAACUCUUGCAGAACCAGAUUGAUAAUGUGGAAGAGAUUAGAACUUUGAGUAGCGAAGACAUUAGGAGGAUCAAAGAAACUGCUCGCCGAUCGGAUGUCUAUGAUGUUUUGUCACGUUCCAUCGCACCAAGUAUUUACGAGUUAGAUGACGUCAAGAAGGGAAUCUUAUUACAACUCUUUGGUGGUGCUAAUAAAACUUUCAAGAAAGGUGGAAGAUAUAGAGGUGACAUUAAUAUUCUACUAUGUGGUGAUCCUUCGACCUCUAAAUCUCAAAUUUUACAAUAUGUUCAUAAGAUUGCUCCUCGUGGUGUUUACACUUCGGGUAAGGGUUCCUCUGCUGUUGGUUUAACUGCUUAUGUUACAAGAGAUGUGGAUACUAAGCAACUGGUGUUGGAAAGUGGUGCUUUAGUUCUCUCUGACGGUGGUGUGUGUUGUAUUGAUGAAUUUGAUAAGAUGAACGAUAAUACUAGAUCAGUAUUACAUGAAGUUAUGGAACAACAAACAAUCUCUAUUGCAAAAGCAGGUAUUAUUACAACUUUAAAUGCUAGAACUUCAAUUCUGGCUAGUGCCAAUCCUAUCAACUCUAGGUACAAUCCUAAUCUUCCUGUGACUGAAAAUAUUGAUUUGCCGCCUCCAUUAUUAUCAAGAUUUGAUCUCGUUUAUCUAGUGCUUGACAAGGUCAACGAAGCGUCUGAUCGUGAACUCGCUAAGCAUUUAACCAGUUUAUACCUGGAAGACAGACCGGAUUCUGUAUCUCAAGGUGAUAUUCUACCAGUUGAAUUCUUGACAGCCUACAUCAACUAUGCAAAACAAAACAUUCACCCGGUAAUAACUGAGUCAGCCAAGACUGAACUUGUGAGGGCAUAUGUCGGUAUGAGAAAGAUGGGUGAUGACAGUAGAUCAGAUGAAAAAAGAAUUACCGCAACAACAAGACAGUUAGAAAGUAUGAUUAGACUUUCAGAAGCUCAUGCUAAGAUGAGGUUAAGUGAAAGAGUUGAACUUGAAGAUGUGGAAGAAGCAGUGAGACUGAUAAAGUCUGCCAUCAAAGAUUACGCUACGGAUCCUAAAACUGGUAAAAUUGAUAUGAACCUUGUACAAACUGGUAAAUCGGUUGUGCAAAGAAAAUUGCUUGAAGACUUGGCGAGAGAAAUUUUAAAGAUAUUGACAGAAAGGACAACAGACACAAUAAGUUUCAACGAACUAAGCAAGCUUAUAAACGAACAAUCGCAAGAUAAAGUGGAGAGUAUCGAAUUAUCAAACGCUUUGACAAGAUUGCAACAAGAAGACAAGGUAGUAAUCUUAGGAGAAGGUCUAAGAAGAUCAAUUCGUUUGAAUGGCCGUGUAUGA